This is a messenger RNA of Columba livia (rock pigeon), 2196 nucleotides long. RefSeq names its product CD180 molecule (gene CD180). Gene Ontology annotation, molecular function: protein binding. Gene Ontology annotation, biological process: cellular response to lipopolysaccharide; positive regulation of lipopolysaccharide-mediated signaling pathway; B cell proliferation involved in immune response. Gene Ontology annotation, cellular component: extracellular matrix. The record is from RefSeq and is a predicted model, not a curated record. NCBI's taxonomy places the organism in Eukaryota, Metazoa, Chordata, Aves, Columbiformes, Columbidae.
AUGGUGACCCCUGGGACACGGACCAUCAGGGUUUUGCUUAGCUAUGGGAAAAUAAGCCCUCCGAUCAUCCAUUUUAACAACCCACCUCACUCCGUGAUAUCCUGUGAUUUAUACCUUUUGAUUUUCACAACGCUCGCCUGCAUCAGCUGCAAAGCAUCCAGUGCUGCAGAGACAAUGUGCAUGGAGAUUACAGUAAAUAAAAGCUAUAUCUGUGAAGGGUUAGGACUGAGGGAGAUUCCUGAUGAACUACCUGCCACAACCGAAAUCCUUGACUUCAGCUUCAGCGUGAUCCCUUCUCAGAAUUCAACCUUCUCUGUGCUGAAGUCUCUUCUCUACUUGGACUUAACAAGCUGUGAAGUAUUUUGGGUGUAUGAAGGCACCUUUCACAGCAACAAGCAGCUAAAGGUAAUCGUGCUGACUGGAAGCUUGCUCAUGUUUCUGUCUGACACAGCAUACACUGGCCUACAGUCCCUGAGGCAGCUUGUCUUAAAACGGACAGGAAUAACCAGUAGGUCCUUUAUUCCAGUGACAAAUCUGGACAGCUUGCGUACCCUCAACUUGGGCACCAACCACACCUCUUCACUGCGGCUUCCUCCCAACUUUCCCACUCAAAACCUAUACCUUGACUUCCAAAUGAACAACAUAAGAGUGAUCACAGCAGCAGAUGUUCACUUUCUGCAGAAGACCAGCAAUAUAACUCUCAUCUUUGAAGGCAACGGCAUUACAUACAUUGAACCUGGAGCUUUCCAGACCCAUUUCUACAGUUUGGAGCUGGGGGGCUGUGCUGACAUCCCUGAGAUCCUGGCGGGGAUACAGAAUUCCACAGCCCAGACCCUUUGGCUGUGAACAUUUCAUGAAGUGGAAAAGGAGGUGCAUAUAAGCCCGAAUGUUUUACAAGGACUCUGUAAUGUCUCUGUCGAGGAUCUGUACCUGCAAAUAUGGCAAAAAUGCUGCAAAUACUGCAAAAACCUAAACGCUGACACAUUGCAGUGCUUGACCAAACUCUGAAAGCUGGACCUAACUCAAACCUACAUCAAUGCAUUGCCCCCUGGCAUCAGUGGCAUGAGCUCACUGACGGAAUUAGUUCUCAACGUGAACACCUUUGAGCACCUCUGCAAUAUCAGCUCUGCCUCCUUCCCCUCCCUCCCUCACCUCCACAUCAAGGGAAACUCACACGUCCUGCAGCUGGGCUCUGGCUGCCUGGAGAAACUAGCAAAGCUUCAACAUCUCAAUUUAAGUAAGAGUCGUAUUGAAAGAUUCAACUGCUGUAACGAAGCGCUGAGAGGUUUGAGCAGUCUUCAGUACCUGAAUCUGAGCCACAACACACAGCUCCACCUCCAAGACAUGCUCAUUAAGGACAGUGCUAACCUAGAGAUUCUGGACCUGGCUUUCACUCCUCUUCAUAUCAACACUGAACAAGGUCCAUUCUGAAAUUUACAUCUCUUGCAAGUGCUGCAUCUUUCCUCCUCCCACAUCGACACUAGCAUUCAGCAUUUCUUUCAAGGCCUGGAAAACCUCAUGCUCUUGGACCUUAGUCAAAAUAACUUUGAGCCGGGGAUCAUGCCAAAAGACAAACUGUUCCAACAGCUAUCCAAUUUAGAGGUGCUAAUUUUAUCAUCCUGUGAACUGACAGCAAUAGGCAGCCAAGAAUUUCAGAGCCUUGAGAAGUUAUGGCAUGUUGAUCUGAGCCACAACAAACUAAUUGUGUUCAGAACAGAUGCUUUUUCAAACCUCAAGAGCAUUUAUCUCAAUUUUGCACACAACGGGAUCUGUGUUCUUCCACGUGACAAGCUGGCGUCCCUAUCUGGUCACUGCAUAAUCAAUUUAAGUUACAAUCCUUUGGACUGCACCUGAUCCAAUAUUGGUUUAAUCACCCAGUACAAGUAGAAUCUGGAUAGAAUUGAAGACCCUGAAGGUACGAGAUGGUCUGAACCCAAAUUGCUAGCUGGGGCUCAGCUGGCCACCAUCUCGCUCUCCUGUGGGAUCAACACAGCAGGAGUCAUUGCGGUUGUCCUGGCCAUUUUAUCUUGUGGUGUCAUCUUCACCUGGGGUGCUCGCUAUUUCAAGCUAAAUUACCAGCAAAUAUAAGCUUAUGAUGGAGAUACAGAAAAAAUGUACAGCAGUUGUAUUAAGAUGAAAGACAACCUACUGUUUUUGCUUGUGACCAGCAUUUUCUUAACCUAAUAUAAUUUCAUU